GUUCGUUGGAAGACUGUGAGCGAGCUUCGCCGAAGAAACACAAAAAAUUCACAAAAAUUCAAGUUUUCUCUAUCAGAUAAGCAAAACAAACAAACAAAAUGUUGAUCAAAGUGAAGACUCUCACCGGCAAGGAAAUCGAAAUCGACAUUGAGCCCACGGACAAAGUUGACCGGAUAAAGGAACGCGUGGAGGAAAAGGAGGGAAUUCCCCCGCAACAACAACGACUCAUCUUUUCUGGUAAACAAAUGAACGACGACAAAACAGCCCAAGACUACAAAGUGCAGGGCGGCUCUGUGCUCCAUCUCGUGCUUGCUCUGAGAGGCGGAUGUUAACUUUGACGCGACUUUUCCAUCAUUUUUUUCACUUUUGCAGUUUAUUUUUCCGUGACUUUCGACGGGAGUCACAAUUUUUUAUGUGUUGUGAUCCAAAAACAAGAGAAAAAUUGCUUUGAAACAAAAAUGCUCCCCGUUAAUUUAACUUAAAAACACACAAA
Messenger RNA from Culicoides brevitarsis, 493 nucleotides. It is a transcript of the gene Nedd8, whose product is annotated as NEDD8. The transcript has 3 exons. Gene Ontology annotation, biological process: protein neddylation; regulation of proteolysis; modification-dependent protein catabolic process. Lineage: Eukaryota; Metazoa; Arthropoda; Insecta; Diptera; Ceratopogonidae. The record is from RefSeq and is a predicted model, not a curated record. Bases 99 to 332 code for a protein of 77 amino acids. Gene Ontology annotation, molecular function: ubiquitin protein ligase binding; protein tag activity. Gene Ontology annotation, cellular component: nucleus; cytoplasm.